UUGUGGUUCUUGCAAUUGUGCCUAGUGUAUGUUGUAUUGGUUACAACUUUCCAGCUUGGUUGUCUUGUCCAAAGCAACUACAUAAUAGUGACAUUUAAGUGAUAAACGGCAUUAUUCCCUCAUUGGUUAAACCCGGCCGUUAUUUUUCUUCUGCUUGCUUCUCACACUAAGAAGCGACCAAACAAUCUUGUACUUGGACGAUUCUAUAUGAUCUUGUAGACGGAGCGACGGGAAGCUAAGCCGCCUCCUACAACACCAAAGAAGCAAAAGCAGGAUUCUCAAUGAAAAGCAUUCUACACUUCUGGGGAUUUCGCAAAAUAGACACGGAUAAAUGGGAGUUCACAAAUGGAGGAUUUGUACGAGGGCAGAGGCAUCUACUGAAAACAAUACAAAGACGGAAAUCACACAAUCCACAGCAGCAGCUUGAGGGAUCAUCUAAUGCAUUGGAAGGUGACAUUAAAGAGUUGAGGAGAGAGAGAAGGUUGAUGACGGAGGAGGUGAUGGGAUUGCAGCACGAGCAGCGUUGUACGGUUCAGCACAUGGGAGUGGUGGAGGAGAAGCUCGAGGCAGCAGAGACGAGACACAAGCAGAUGAUCUCAUUCUUGGCUACAAUGCUCCACUCCCAGACCAUUCCUUCCUCCUCUAGAACCAUGAGAAGAUUCGUGAAACAUCAGCCCCAGCUCUGCAAUUCUGAUCCACCAUCACUAGAUGCACAGGAUUUGAUCCUUUAUACUGCAGACAAGGGUGACUCGGUAGCGAUGAAUCCUGCAGACCAGCGUCCCAUCUCUUCUCCGCAGAAUGUGGUGGUGGAGAAUGGUGUUCCUGGAUUCUUGACAGCAGAAGACGCGGGUUUGGAAGCUGGUCAUCCAUGGGAAGGUUAUGUUAGCGAUUACGACGCCCCGCAUUUAGGGGUCGGGGGUGAGUUUUUAGAUGUUUCGGAAAUAGGGUCGAUGCAGCUUCAAGGAAGUUCGGGCAUCAAGAAUUGGCUGGAUGAAGAAUCCCCUGUUAAUUAUAUAUACAUGGAUCCUAGUAUUAAAUAAUUAGUUGGCCGAUAUAAUCCUAACUUUUGUUUAUGUUAA
Salvia miltiorrhiza (redroot sage) is the source of this 1079-nucleotide messenger RNA. RefSeq names its product heat stress transcription factor A-3-like. The transcript has 3 exons. NCBI's taxonomy places the organism in Eukaryota, Viridiplantae, Streptophyta, Magnoliopsida, Lamiales, Lamiaceae. Gene Ontology annotation, biological process: regulation of transcription by RNA polymerase II. Gene Ontology annotation, cellular component: nucleus. Gene Ontology annotation, molecular function: DNA-binding transcription factor activity; RNA polymerase II cis-regulatory region sequence-specific DNA binding. The record is from RefSeq and is a predicted model, not a curated record. The coding region runs from base 282 to 1040 and encodes 252 amino acids.